AGGCUACGAUCAAUUAGGUUUUGAGUAAAUAUAUAGAUAUCUGGAUCUGAUACGUUCCCUGGUGUUUUACUCUUAUUUGAACAAAGAGGAUCCUGUCAUUAAGACGAUGACCUCCUUCUUUACGUAUGUUAUGUGUAGUAAGUUGAGAGGAGGUUUUUUGGUAUUUAUUCCCUCGUUGAUAAAGUGAACCCAUUGUGCUUCUCUGAUCCUGACUAUGGCCACUUUAUGACCACCUCCUGAUCACAGAGGAAAUACUGAAGGAUUUUGCUCCUUUGCGCCCGCAAAGAACCACGACAAUCAUGUUGGUGUUCUUCUUGCGCGUGGUCGACAAGUGCGACGACAGCUACUUGUGAUUCAGCGGAGAGCCGCCGCGGGGGCGGAUCAACAUACAACGCAGUGAAGACCGCCGCCUGACUUAUUUCGCAGCUUCUCACGACAUAGCGCUGCCGUGUUGUAAUGAUGGCCGGCGGCGCCGUCCAAGAAAAGAAGGCUGGCGACUCAAGAACUACACCCGGAAGAAGUAGCACGGAUGAUGGUAGUACGGCGCGAAGAGAUGUUGGUGACCACACGACGAAAAGCAGUAAUAAAGCGCGCACCGGCGAGGAUCACCACCACCUCGGUGGAACAAAUAAUGACCCGGAGCUGCAGCAGAGCGCCGACUACGGCUCCGCCACAUCGUCCAGUGCCGUCUCAGGGGAAAUACGGAUGCCGAGCUACAUCACGUCACAACACCGUUCGGGCGCUAGCGACACGGCGACGGAGUCCUCGAAAAACGCCGCGGAAGUCCCUCCACCACCGCCGUAUCAAACAAAAAAAGUUCGUCACGAUCACUCAUGCGCAUUUUUGCAAUACAAAAUUGGCUGUCAUGCGUAAAAAUGCAUGACAGCCAAGCUUCAUAGGGGAUUUCCCUAUUAUUUCUGCAAUACAAGGUAAACUUGUGAUGCUAAAAAAAUUUGUAAUGCAAAACCUGCAAGUUAGUGACUGUGACAAACUUUUUUCUUUCCAUACGCCGGACGAGCUGUAUAUCAAUCCGGGAGGAGGCCCAUCCACUUCCACAGCGACCGGCGACGAGGCAUUUGCAGCAACCGCUGGACGAGGGGGAAAUAAUUACUACGGCGGUAAUACAAUUACGACGGCUGAUGUCGGUGCUGCCGCUUCUUCGGCCUUGGAAGAUGAUUAUCAACCGAGAGGACUUGUCCCGGAGGGCGAAACUAGCAGCCUCAACAACCCGCCGCAUCCCUCCUCGAGCGAGGAAAAUAAUGAUGGCGGCGCAACGAGCACCGUGGAUAUCGAGCCGAUUCCCAUCGGCGCAGGAGGGGGAAAUGCCAGUCUCAACUCCUCCCAGCAUCCACCUCCGGGGGAUUUGAUGUCCUAUUUUCCCAGCACCAGUUCCUCUAACAUCACUCCGCCGCCGGGAAUGGUCUCCCCGGUGAAAUCGCCCGGCAAGCAUAUAGUGCCCAGCUUCGGCGGAGCCGGAGGCGCGAAAAAGGGUGCGCCGCUGGGCAAAAAGGGUCCCAGCGUCGACUCGGCACCGAGUAACAUCCUCCGAAUGCUGGGAAAAACCGCCUCUGCCGCGUCCACUAACGCGGCGAACAGUGCAGGAGGGGGCCCGCCCGGGAGCAACCCCGGUGGCGGAAAAGGGGGGUUGCCACCCGGAAACAAAGGUAUUGCUACCUGUAGUUUUGUGUGUGAACGUGAAGCAUGUUGCUUGCUGUUACCCAACAACUCAAAAAUCUAUGCAAUUUGAAGUUCGUAACGUGUAACACUCUAGGUGGCGGCGGUUUCUUUGGGGGAAUGGGUGUUGGGGCGCAGUCCAAGGAUGAAGCAGGAGAGGACGAGAAUAAAGUCGAGGAGGAAGAAGACCCACAAAAGGUCAUCGAGGAUCUAGAAGCAAAGGACGGCUUCGAGAAGGAAAACGACCUGGUUACAUUCUUCAAAUACAAGGUAAUCAAUGUUAUACCAGUUAUACCUGGUGUCGUCCUGUUGCUGUUUCUAUUGAUGCAGACUCGACAUGCUUCUUGUGAGUGAAAACAUAGCAGCUGCAUCGCAAGCAACAAGGAACAGUACCAAAGUCAAGUAGGCCUACUUCAUGAACUACGUCGAGCUCGACCUUCUUAUCUUGACGCGCAAGUACAUCGAUUUGAUUUUGUGGAGAGAUCUGACCUUACGACCACGACAGGUGGCCGGCGACUACACGUACACGCACUCGUCCAUAAUUGGCUCCGCGGAUCAGCGGAUGCCCCGGACGGGGAAACUGAACGUGACCAGGCAAGAUCACAUGACCAAGCUGUUCUGCGCGAUCGCGUUCUUCUACCGCCAGAAGCGCCCCUUGACGCUGGUAGAAAUGGCGACAACGCGGUUCCGCUUCUACGAAGAUGUGGACCUCUUCUUACCCCCGGGCUUCGUCGAUACCGGCGAAGAAAUCAAGGCACUAGAAAGAAGAUGGAUAGCGCAACUGCUGAAAAUUAGAGGUACUUUGCUGAACUACAUAGCAGGUCCUGCUUUUCAUGUUCACCUCCGGGUUCGAUUUGCAAUCCAUAUCCAAAUUUUCGUUCCAGCAGAGCGACGUAGGGUACAAAUAACACGUUACCUCCUGAUUGCUGCACCAGUAGAAGACAUGUGUACUAGAACAAGUUCAGAGCUACCUCUACAUUCUGUACUCCAAAAAUCACGAGAAAUCUAUCACCAGGUGCGGUGUUUGGUGCCGUGUGGCGUUCGGAUGACGUGCUGGGGAUCUGCCAGAAUUGCUUGAAAACCACGGUGCACGUGUUUUCCUCCUCCGGUUUUUCCACGAAGUCGCAGAGCUACAAAGUUUCCCUGCAUUUCGUGUGGCCCCACCUGGUUGUGACAAAGCGGGAGGCCAAGGCCAUCCGCGGUGCGACAAUCGAGUUUCUUCGGGAGAACACGUCCCCGGAACAGGAGGCGUUGCUCCGCAUCUCCUUCCCCGACUACGUUUACAACCCGGACAGCGAACAGACACCAUGGGAGGAAAUUUACGACGCCGCACCAAUUGAAGGCGCCAGUCUGAAGAUGCCCUUCAACGACAAAGGUAUAGCUUGCUUGAGUUUCAUCACUUUCAACUCCUCUCCUCAACGAGCGCAUUCUUGGUAGUUUCGUCUUACAACCAUGCUUGGAAUAGAAUCUACUUUGAAUGAGAAUUAUAUGAUGCAGAUGUGAGGUUCCAUCGAACUACAUGUGGUAGAAAAAAAUCUCCUACAGGUAUAAAACCUAACCGCGACACGAAGCAGAGCGCGAAGCUGGAGAACCGGCCGAAGCUGCCGGUGGGUACGUUUCUGGUGAACUUGGUGGCCUCGCAGGUGGAGGAAUCCACCAUGGAACUGCUGUACGGGCCGGACGAUAAGGAGGACCUGAAGUGGUUAUCGGACGGAAGCAUCCGGCUCGACAUGGAAAAUCCCCCGCCCGUGGCGAACAUCUGGAUUUUUGCCUCCAACAAGGCGAUCAAGCACGACCAGCUGCUUCUGCUGCACAACCUGCAGAACGACCCCAACAUCUGCGACGACGACAGCGACAUUGAGGAAUACCUGCAGAUCUGCUCCACCUCCGCGAGCAGCGGGGGCGGUGCUCCCAGCACCCGGCCGCAGUCCGGCCGGAGCCACUACCUCACCAACGACGAUGGUGCCUCCACCGAAGGCCACCAGCACCAUCUUGAGCGGCCCAUUUUGGAUGUGUACGAAACGGUAAAGAAGGGCCUACUCGGCUCGUGGGUCGACAGCAAGGGCCAGUUUCUGGAGGUGAUUCCCUUCGAGGGGCCGGAUUUGCACCGCCUCAACGUCGUAGCCAACGAGGACGGAACCCGGUUCAAAGUGGCGGAAAUCGAAAUCAGCGAGGACGUGUUCUCUAGUCCAGUGCCAGUCUAUUUUAAACCCAUCGACCACCACGGCGCUCCUGCACAUGAUCCACCGAGCAAAAAUUCUGCCAAAAAAAUAGAUCCAGCAAAAACUACUACUGCUGGUGCCUCGAGAACCUCGGGAGACAAAGUUUCUUCUGAGGACGACUUUUUGAAGCGGAAAAACACGGAGGGGGCCAUGAAAGAGGACCAUAAUUAUAAUUCCGGCUCAGCGGCGGGAAGGUCCUCUCCGAGUUCAACAGCAGCGAAGCAGGAAAACAAGAGCACAAACGAUAGUAGUACAACAACAUCAAAAGGAGCUGCACCAGGCCACGGCCAGCACGACAAAAGCACCGACGACGACUCGGACGACGAGGGCAACACUGUGUUUGUGUGGCAGUACACGGCGGGGGAUCCAUUUGGCGUCUGGCACGACGUGGAUGCGGACGAGGAGGACGGCGCCGACGCGCUAGCUGACUCGUGGAUGUGGCGCAAACCCGCAGUGCCCAUCGUGGAGGAGUGGCCCAGCUUUGGGAGCGAAAUAUGCGUCGAGGUCGGCGAAUCCGUCGAGAUCGACGCAAAAUUCAUGGUGCUUGCGGCAAAAGUCUACGCAAUUGGCCAGGAUGAAACGGUACUUAUAAAGAAAGUACUUACUACUUGAGUGCUUUUGUUGAGACCGCGUGCAAGUAGGUGUACUGCGUAAAUCUGAACCUAGUUUCUGUAGAAGACAGAGAAAGAUGUUUUAUGACUACGCGUCUUGUACCCCUAGAAGUUGUUCUUCGUAUAGUUUGGGAGGAGAAUGUGAAUGCCAUCGCUUUUUCAACACUUGAAUAAAUGUCGUUUACUUAACUAUGUUGUUUGAUUCUCAGACGUCGAAGCUGCUGACCGAGCUGGUGUGGCGUGGCUGCGUGAUUUUCAGUGCGGAAGAUUUUGACGAAGGUGUGGUCGGUGGCAGCGUGAACGUCGCUAUGGCCAGCAUCGGGUCCGCGGCCGUGGGUCUCCGCGCUGUUCUGGACCUGCAGGCGUUCAUCCCGGGCGACAAAGUUUCCGCCCUAACGGUGCUAGCAAACAACCCGGCCACGGAACAAGCGUUUAACGGAGUGGUACGCUUAUAUAGCAGUUCUUCGUUGUUUCCUGUUGUCAUCGUAGUGGUACACUGUAUGCGUUAACAAGAAUGAUCAAACCAUAGAGCAGCAUAUGCGGUGGGCUGCAACAGCAUGGGAGCAGCUACACAGUGGAGCCGAGGGUAAAUGUCUAUAGUAGUUUUUUUUUCCAACUACACAUCAGAUAAGCAAGCCCUACCUCUCUCCUUUGGUUGAAGUGCUUGGCAACUACAAGCAAGAUUUGCUGGAAGGCGAUCACUACCCGGAAAUGCGAGACCUUGCGGUCACAAAAGUGGAGGCCGGGCAGAACAAGGCCUCCAAGUUUGCGAAGGAAAUUCGGAACGCAGUCCUGCGCGGCGACGAUAUUACCGCCUGCAUUGGCGAUUUCGAACUGUUCGACGCAGUCAUGGAAGGCUACCGCCGAGCGGCUGGUGGAUAAGCCGCAGCGGCUUGUGUAAGUACUUAUUUACUCCAGCGGCCGAUAAUACCGGGAUUACGGUUGGUUUAUUUGAAUAAAAGUAUUUUCUGAUUGACGUCCAGGUUCAGGUUCACCGUCCGCUACUGUAGCGAGUAGUCCACGAAAGAAGUGAUGUGGCCUAUUACAAGAAACUAACAUCCAAUGCAGGUGAGUCUGAUUAGUUACUCACCCCUCCAGCGAUUCUGAUUUUGAAUAGGACCAGUUUUUUCCGAGAAUACAGCAUGCAACUGUGAUGUGAGCAGUUUUGAUGUCAUAUAAGUUAGUUGUAUAAAGCACACCGACGUUCCGAAAAAACUGUAAAUUUUUUGUCAAAGUGAAAGUAAGACUAGGAGGGCACCCUGCCUCUACCACACACGGUGUUCGGCCGCGUCACUUAAUCUUUUUUAUCCAUAGACUACAUAUAAGGAAUUAUGCGAGGUUCUCCGUCUUUUUCUUCGGCUUUAUCUACAUUAGAGCUCAAGCAGCUCCUGUCCGACUGGUGAACGCUGCUGUGCCUUAUCAGGAAUAACGCAGUAGCUCCCCCCGCACCUUCUAGGCUGGCCUGUUGUUCUUUGUGCUGGCUACGUGCCUGCGCCGGCAACACUUCUUGUUUUCAUCUCUAUUGAUUUAAUUUCAAACGUAACAGCAUAUACUUGAAUUUUCAUCUGUGUGUAGACAAUUUUUGGAACUACUCACUAUCAUAAAGUAGGUCUUCUUUUUUCCGUCCCUAACCCUGAGCUCCAUGAUUGUGAUUUCAGCUUUUCCUUCGAGUCCUGCCCAAGAAUCGGAAGAGAAGUACAACGAAAGCGACAAAGUGCGACACGAUGAAUUGAAGCGAAGCGAUCAAGUAUGCCA
Amoebophrya sp. A120 is the source of this 6262-nucleotide messenger RNA. The record is from the annotation of a GenBank genome assembly. Lineage: Eukaryota; Dinophyceae; Syndiniales; Amoebophryaceae.